Messenger RNA from Bipolaris victoriae FI3, 990 nucleotides. RefSeq lists its product as hypothetical. Gene Ontology annotation, cellular component: precatalytic spliceosome. The transcript has a single exon. NCBI's taxonomy places the organism in Eukaryota, Fungi, Ascomycota, Dothideomycetes, Pleosporales, Pleosporaceae. The record is from RefSeq and is a predicted model, not a curated record. The coding region runs from base 1 to 990 and encodes 329 amino acids.
AUGUCGAAACCGCAAUUUGAUCGCGCCGACGCGAGCGCGCUCCUCGACGACCGAGGAUACCGCGGCGCCCUCAUCCGUGGCCAGAACCCAGCGCUCCUCUUCGAAAAGGGUGUGCGCGAGCGCAUCACCGAGUCGUACUAUUGGAAGGAACAAUGCUUCGGUCUGAACACUGCAACACUAUGCGAUCGCGCCGCAGAACUCAAGUUCAUCGGUGGCACUACGGGCAUCACAGGCAAACCGACGCCGUUCCUGUGCUUGGCCUUCAAGAUGCUCCAGCUGGUCCCGGAAAAGGAAAUCAUUCUCGAGUACCUCAACUUUCGCGACGAUGAGGACGACGAAGAUGACAAAGCCGAGGUCAAGAAAGAGAAUGGCGACGCGGCAGCCAACGACGACGACGACUCUGCCAAGAAGGAGCUUGACUUGAAUGCAGCGGGAAAGCUCGGCUGCUUCAAGUAUCUCCGCUGCCUCGCUGCUUUUUACAUUCGCCUUGCCUGGGAACCUGUCGAAAUCUAUAAGACACUAGAGCCUCUGCUCACAGACUAUCGCAAGAUCAAGCGCCGCCUCAAAGACACAUUUACCCUUACCCACGUCGACCAGUUCAUUGACGAUCUCCUCACAAAAGACCGCAUCUGUGCGACGAGCUUGUGGAAGUUGCCUUCGAGGGCAAUUCUCGAAGAUUUGGAUAUGCUGGACCCAAGAGAAAGUCCGUUGGGAGACGAGGUGGACGAGCUAGAUGAGGAUAUGGACAGGAGGAGUGUCGGGAGUGAAGCAAGUUAUAGGAGUCGAAGCUACGACAGUCGAAGCAGGAGCAGAAGUAGGGACCGCGACAGUCGGAGUCGGAGCCGCAGUCGAAGCAGAAGCUACGAUAGUCGGGAUCGAGGCAGGAGUCGUAGUCGCAGCCCGGGAGAGCAAAGCAUACAAAGUCGAUCAAGACUUGGCACACGAAGCCGGAGCUCCAGUCGUAACCAACGUCACAGCAACGAUGAAUGA